This is a messenger RNA of Bradysia coprophila, 2200 nucleotides long. RefSeq names its product WD repeat-containing protein Grip71 (gene Grip71). The record is from RefSeq and is a predicted model, not a curated record. Gene Ontology annotation, biological process: microtubule nucleation; mitotic cell cycle. Gene Ontology annotation, molecular function: gamma-tubulin binding. Gene Ontology annotation, cellular component: cytoplasm; spindle pole; centrosome. Lineage: Eukaryota; Metazoa; Arthropoda; Insecta; Diptera; Sciaridae.
UGAAAAACUUUUGCACCGAACUGGCACGCACAGCAAACUUCACUUCAUUAAUAUUUAAAGGUCUGUCUAACUGUGAUUAUUUUGAUGCAAUUCAAGUUCAGUUUAUGAGUUCCAUUCAAAGAAACCCACAAAAUUUGCAAUCAUUUUUACCAUGUCGCACCUGCUAACAUCGGGAAAGGAUAUCCAGUUGCAUUCAUUGCCAUCGUUGAAUUCCAAAUUUACCUACAAAUAUGUGGCAGAGCCGCGAAAGUUUUCCAUCUUUCCCAACGACAAUAUCAUUGUUUCGAUUUAUCGCGACAACCGGAUCGACCUACUACAUGCAUUCCAAAACAGUGCGGGUAAUGAGACGAUCAAACGACUGAAAAAGCUGAAAUUGGAUGGGGUAAGAUGUGCGAAUGUAUUGCAACAUGAUGGAAAGUAUGAGAUUGCGAUGGGGCUCACGAAUGGCAACAUCGAAUUUGUCGAUUUUAACACGAAGACAAUGUUGGAGAAGAAAUUUGCGGCUGAUGUGUUCGGAAACAGCGUCGAGAACAUUGACUUCAACAAAGACUAUGACAUCUUGGCUAGUACGUUUCAAAGUGGUGAACUUCAACUGUUCAACAUGAAGAGUUUUCGCAAAUUGCAGCGCUACAGACUGGAUAUGAAGUCAGACAUUGUUCGUUUCCAUCCAUCCAAUCCACAUCUACUCGCAAUCAGUUCACUUGGUGGCUCGUUAAACGUUUUAAAUGUGAACCUGAAGCGAACAAUGUACUCCAUAGGAAAGGCUCAUAAGAACUAUAGUGCCGACAUUGCCUGGUUGCCAUCAUCCCAAUCCAUAUUGUAUUCAGUAGGCGGAACAACAAUGAAAGUGUUUGAUACGCGCCAAAAUGUUACUCUAUCUGUUACGGAUCACGCUUAUUCCUACUCUACGGUGGCCAUUUCCCCGUGUGAAAAGUAUUGUUGUGUGGGAGACGUCAAAGGGACCGUUGUGUCUUACGAUAUAAGGAACAUCAGAACUGCCUUGCAGAUGAAUAAUUGCCAUGACGGUAUCAUUACAAAUUUACGUUUUCUCCCGUGUCCUUUGGAGGCGGAAUUAUCAUCCGAUGACAUUGUGCACGAAGGCGACUCGGAGGCAGAUUCAAUUGAUAGAAAAAAACCGGAUAAAAGACGCAACUCUGCGCAGAUGUUUUUCGACCUUGUAGCGCCGGUUAAGCACAGUGGCAGCGAAACCGAAACGGAUCCACUUAAUCGGAAGAGGUCAUCUACGAGAAGGACAUCUGCCCAAGAUUUCUUUGAUGUUGUAGCGCCCGUUCAACAACGAAAAGAGAAGUCCAGCCCAAGUGGCGAUGUUUUCGGUAAGCGAUCUUCCGAUCCAAGCAAAUCCAAAGAUUUGAAGUCAGUUCCCGAAGAAAAUACGACAACCGACUCAUCGCAUUCAAAUCAUCAAACAUCUGCUGACGAAGUGGGGGAAGUCAGGCCAUCCACAGUUAAUUUUACGAAUAAGAGACACACAAUCAACUCAUUGACUGGCCGAGAAUUCUUAGGAUCGGACAAUGUUUUCAGGUCUCCCAACUGUUCAACACCGCAGGAUCAUCUAAUGUACAAGAAUUCAAUUCAAUCACAGAAUGGCUACGCUGCUACCGACAUGAAUGACAUGGAGGAGAAAUUGCACGAUCUGGAAAUUCGGAUGAAUGAAAAACUGUCGAACAUGCAACGGAAAUUCGAAGAGAAAUUGAACGAAAAGAGCGAAGAACUGAACGAAGUAAUUGUGCACGGAUUCCGGUCGAUUCACUGCAAUUUGUGGACUAUGGCCGAAACUGAUGUCCGAGACACAAAAGAUAUGGUGGCCAAGAUUUUCGAAAAUUACAGUGAAAUCUCAGACGUUUUCAUCGAAAAUCUUCGUUUGAAGGAGCAGAUAGUCCAAUUGCAACAACGGGAUGCAGAUAACAAUUCGCCGAGGGACAUUCCGAUGGAUUCCGAUAGUGUUUAAGUGUGAUGCUCGUCGGGAUGUUGUAAGAAUGUGCGCUGUAAAUAAUGAUUCGUUCUAUUGGAUUAAGUUGAUUGCUGGUCGUUGUAAAUGUUGUGAUGAUUGCCCUGGUGUGAAAUAAAUUUUUCGAUUAUUUACGAUGCGAUAUUUGGAUUAUUGUCUUAGGCCGUCGUUCCCACAUCGUACAGAAAAUGUUCAAGUAACCAAAAAAAUGCAGAUAAAUUGUAGGGCUGC